GAAGACCUUUUUCUUUUCAUCUUAUUUCUUGCCUUGACGGCGAUCUGUGAGGACCUUUUGAUUUCUCUCUCUGCGUGUGUGUGUUUGUGUGUGUGUUGAUUCUUCCUCCUCCGCGUCUGCAUGAGAACGUGGAUGGCGGUACGGGUAGCACGUUUGCUCUUCGAACUGCUUCAUACCUCCUCGUACAAACACAGCCCCCAGCAGCAACAACAUGUAUACAUGCGGAGAAGGUCUGCAGUGGUACGAUCCGGCGCUUCUGUUUCCCUCCUGUCCCCUCGGCGGGAGCGACGAGGGUGACUUCGAGAACGACCAGCACAGCAGCGCCGCUUCGUCCUCGCCUUAUCAACCUCAAAGAGACCGCCUCGGUGGAGGCCGCGGCACCGAUUUGGACAAUCUUUCGCCGAGUGCGUUGCACCGCCACGUCCAGCACCGCGCCCGCGAGCUGCUGCUAGACCGUCUCAGCGGUGACACCCUCACCAGCGACCGCGACGCCUGCGCAAGCGUGGCCGCGCUGGUCAGGUCCCUCCACAAAGGGUCACCCGUGCAGCUGACGGCGGCAGCGACGGCGACGAGUAGUGCGAGCUCGCAUCUGCCGCCGCCGCCGCAGGAGCAUCGGACGCGUGCAACCGAUAGCACAAAUCUUCUUCGCGAUUCCGCGCCGCGUGGAGCAUCGUCUUUUCCCGCCAGUCUGUCCGGCGCUACCUCGCAGAGCGAUGGGCAGCCACCGCAUCGCGGCCGACAGCGUCACCGUCACGGCACUCACUCUCCGAUGCACAUACUUGCAGCGGGGGAUGCAGUAAACGAGUUUAACGAACUCUGUGGCAGCGACUCCGACAGCGCGGAGGCCUACUUCGAUGAUGUGGAUGCGGACGACGAUUUUUCUCUUGGUGGGUGGUCGAGUGUGUCCAGCAACGGCAAGUGCGGCGAAGAUGCUGCUGUUGCGGCUGCACGGCACGCGCGUGAGCUUCGAGCCACCUUCCUCUCGCUCCCCGCACAGCUCGGGGUGCAGGAGGAGCCGGUGCUAUGCCCGUUGGACCUACAGGCCGACCCAGUGGCGCACGUGGUGGCGGCGGCGGAGGUGUUUGCGGUGGUCACGACCACCGUACCGCAGGUGCUGUACGUGUUUGAUCAGCUGAACAACUUGCCAAUCUCGUCCAGCGUGUUGGGUGGGACGUCGUACACGGUUGCCGGCAGCGGCGUCCGCGCCGGGCACGCAGACGAGGACGCAGCGUCACUGCGGCAGUCUUUUGCGGGGACACAGAUGGGCCUUGGCAAUGCGGCCUAUGCGCUAUCCGAUGCCUCCGCCUCCCCCGCGAAUGCUGCCUCUGUGCGCGUUAUCGCCUGCACCAUCGACGCCGGCGACACGGUGCAGCAGCUGUGGCUGGACCCGUCGGGGCACUACUGCGUGCUGGCUUUUGCGUCGGGCAAGUGCGUGUAUUACUACGUCCCUCGGCGGCCCUCUGCCGUCACAAGGGCGGGGCCUGAUGGCACUAACGCCACCACGACCACCACAGCGGCCGACGCACGCUCCAAAGGAGCAUCAGGAAGUGAGGAGAGGGGCGAGGAUGACGAUGACGACGGCGACGGGGACGGCGAAAAGCGGCGACGGCGGCGGCAGGAGCGUCACCGAGAGUGGAAGGCGGCGGCGCGGCGGUGGUUGCGUCUUAGCCGCCGACGCCGCUCCGCCAGCGACAACGACGACGACGGCGGUGGUGGUGGGGUGGACGACGCUGGCAGCGUGCGCGAUGGCGACACGCAUUACCAUCCGCGCGGCUUCAGCCUCACCUGCGGGCUUCCGUGGUCCUCCUCGUCUUCGGCAGGCGCAGCAGCCACGGCGGUCAACGCGGCAGGUUCGGCGACUCGCAGUGUUGUGCCGUCGUGCGUGGGGUGGAGUCGACACGUCGCCCCGACCUCUGCAGACGCGACUGCUGCUGCUGUGACGACGACGACGGCGGCGAGGGCGACGGCCUCCUUCGUGCCGGCAGCAUCCAGUCCACGCGGAAUCCUCAAGACCGACGGUCGGCCGCCCGCCUCGCACGGAGCGUCCAAGCAUCUGGCCUUCACCACCACCACCCCAGCGACGCCUGCACCCACAGCCACGUCUUGUCCCUCCGACACUGCGGUGGAGGCGCUGCUGGGAGCUCGUGAGGGGGGCAGCCUCGUCGCCUGCCGGCUGACCCCCACCGGAGCCGUGGAGGGCCGAGUGGUGUUUACCUUUCCUGCCCCCGUUGCACAGGCGCCCAUUGACGCCAUCGCCGCCAUCUGUGCCCCUGCUGUGUCGUUCGACCCCAACGGCACGGGGGACCCGCACGAUGAGGUCCACCGCGAUGUGACGGAGAGCAGCAGCCACCAGGGCAGAGGUGCAGGCGGUGUGCCGCCGUCGUCUCCGCGACACGUUCGUUGGGGAUGUGCGGUGCCAUCGCGACCAGACCCUGCCGACCGAGGCGACGAUGGCGACGACGACACAACUUAUACCUUUUCGACCUACACUCACACCCCGCACCUCCUCUCCGCCGAUGAGGAGCGGCAGCAGGAGAUGCGCGAGCCGCUGCCCACCACCUCCACACCCGCCGCUGAUACACGCGAUGACCACAGCACCGCUGCGGGGUAUCGCGGUUCCGCCUUCUCCGAGCGUCGACGCUGGGUGGUGCUGCUGUCUGUCCGGAAUCGCCUCUACGUCUUCGCCUCGCCGGGCACAACGCUUGACUUUUCACAGUUCAUGGAGACUCGUGAGGCCUCACGCACGGUGGGGGUCGGUGGUGUCGUCGGCGGUGCAGGGAGCAGCCCCACCGCCUCGUCUCUCCCGCUGCUGGGCGGCUCCUUUAAGGCCGCGGCGCACCGCCUGAGCGGCCGAAUCGAAGACGCGUUUCUGCUCUACUCCGACGAUCCUCUGCGUGAUGUCGGCGGUCCAUACGGCCAGGGCAACGAGGGGAAGCGCGCAACGUCAUGGAACGUCGCGCCGCCGUCGUCGUUUCCGUCCACACAGCCGCCGACGACGGGAAACCUGAGCGCCAUCACGGAGUUGGACCGACCGUCACCGACAGCGCAGACGUUGAUCAUGGCUGCGCCGUCAGCCGAACGCCUGCACAACUAUAUCACCCUUGAGCCGUCCGCCUUCAGCGAGUACACCGCUACGGGCUACAGCUGCGGUGCCUCGAAGGUGCACACCGCCUCGCCGGACGUGGCGGCGGCAGCAGAGGCGGCAGCGAUGAUCGCAAAGGCGGAGGACAGCUCUGCAGGCUUGGCGUCCAUUCGGGCCGGUUCAGCCGGAGCGAACGCAUCGAACGGGCUCGGCAGACCAGGCGAAGAAGACGCGAGAUCUUCCACGUCGAAGGACGCACUCGCCGCUUCUCCGGGCUGGGCAGCUUCUGCGGCUUCGCCUUUCCUUGUAGAGUCGAACACGCGCGGGACCCUUCACCUCGUCUUACCCCCGUCCCACCCCUCUUCAAUCAACCACGCAGCACGGCCCGCGAAGGGGUGCGGUGGUGGUUUGGUCACCCCGGCGGCGCUGGCUCCUGUGUUCUACUGGCAGUACGGCGAUGUGGUGGUGCAGGGCCUUGUCCUCUGCGGCGCAGGCGGGCUGGAGGUGGGGGCCAAGGUGGGCGAACUGGUCCACCGCGAUAGACAGACCUUUGCGAGUGCUUCCGCUGCUGCCGCGAUGACGACGAUGACGAAGUCUACUGCUCCCCCUACGAUGGCGCGAAGCCGCGGAGGAAGCGGCAGCGCUCAACUAGAUGCAGUCCUUCCUGCGGUGUAUUCAAAGAGGACUGCACCCGCGUCUGGCUUGGAGGCUGGUCUGACGGCGAUCAUCCAGGACGCUUUGCACGACACCCAGGACCUUAACUCGUUUGCUGACGGCGCAAGGACGACAGCAGCGGACAGCAAGGAUGGCGCGAGUGGGCAAGGUGCGUAUGCUUCUCUGCGUCCCACCUCACCGUCCUCCGGGGCCACACGGCAAAUAGCUGCCGGUCACCCAAGCGUCGCUGCAGCAACUUCACAGCAGAGGAAAUCACCGCGCGCUUCGUGCGCCACGCAACCCGCGUUGCUGCCGAUUGGUCUUUUGUCCGUCAUCAACCUCAACAGCUGCCUUCAGUCGCUGCGUGGAUUGCUGGACGCGACGUCCGUGAUGCGUGGCGGUAGGGAGCGUGGGCCAGAGCAGGAUAGUAAGGAAAGGCCUCGAGGGCUGACGUACGCGCAGUGCACCGUGCGCACCACCGCCCUCACGCCAGCCCCCGCAUCGAGCGGCGAAAUUGAUGGCGUCUCUUCGGCGGCGGUCCCCACAAGCGGCAACGCACAGGGCGGCGUUGCGGGAUGGGGCAGCAAGGAGGCGGCGGAGGCAGCGGCGCUGCGACAUCCUUCGCUGCAGUUCCCCUGGACUUCGCGACUUCAACUGGACAACCUGCGAAGGAGCCGUUCGGACAGUGCGACGGGGGCAGCAGACGAUGUCGCCAGCCGCCGUCACCGCCACCACCGCCACCGACACACCGGCCAGCAAUCAACGUGGCAGUCGGCCCACUUGACUUCACCGACGGCGGCAGUACAAGAGAAUCCCGGCGACGGCAACAGGAAGUACGCUUUUCCAAACUACCACGCUGCGCACAGGAGAAGCACCGACUCCCCUCGACCCUCUGCGCUGCUCGGCCCCUCUCUCCACAUCCCACUGCUGAGUGCUGCGCUGGCGCGAGGUGAUGUCAGCGCAGCAACGGUGCGUCGGCUGUGUGCUGUUGGCCGCGCCUACGUCCGCCGCUCUCCUGUGCUCUUUGGCGCACCGGUAGAGAAAGUCCUGCGCACUAGGGCGGCAGCGACCAUAGCAGCGGCGGAGGCAGCCGUUGACCUGCCGGCUCGACUUGACGCAGGCCCUGCCGCGCCGACGGCUCUCGCGUUGGAUGCGGACGGCGUGACACUCGAUCCCCGCGGGGAGCUGCUGGUGAGCAUGUCGGCGAGCUACACUCACAUCACGCUCACCACGACCCAAGGCGUCUACGUGGUGGCGCACGCGGCGGUUUUACCGCUGAUGGAGGCGGCCCUGCAGUGGCGCCGGGAACUGGUGUACCACGCCGUGACGGCACGCGCUGCGACGACGCCGGCGGGAAGUCCGCCACCUGCGUCCCCUAUCGCUGCGGAUGCUGCCGCACCACCACCGCCGCCGCUCUUCACCGUCAUGGCAGACCCUGCCGCGCCGGACGUGUUUUACCUUGCGAGUCGUGCUCGCAUGGUGCGUCUGCAGACCCUCUCACUGCACUCCUCCGCCGCAGGACGGAAGCAGUUUGUGGUACAGCUGCUGGCAAAGGCGGGAGGGGCGGCGGCGGCGGUCACGCAGCAGACCAUCGCGCACUCAACAGGAGACGCAGGCGGCAAUAAAACGACGGUAGAGGACGGUGGUGUUGGGGCAGCUCUCGGGCAGUCCAUAUCGGCUGCGACAGCGGAGGCUUUCAAAGAAUCAUCAUCAGCAACCGAAACAGCGGUGGUCGUGCCCUCCUCCAUGUCCUACGAAGUGCGGCUGAGGGGCUUGUUAAAGAAGGAUAUCGAGGAAACGGCGGUGAUAGACGCGGUGCGCUCCACGAGGCAUGGACUGAGACACCACAUGGAUGACUACGAUGCUAACGAAAAGGAUGCGGAUGACCUUCAUAGCGGACGGCGAGGUCAGCACCACGACGAUAACAGCAGCCGCCGCACAUAUCGCACCGCCUCGCACGGGGACGGCGCGAGCGUGUCAUGGCGCUCCUCGCGCUCCAACUCAAGCCACCUUCCCCCGCGCCUUCCCUCCUCGACCGCCGACACGACUCCUACCCCCACCACACGCAGCGCGUCGCAAAGCAUCGAUCCCCUUGCGCUAAGCGUUGGCUGCGCAACACGCAUGACGAAUCUCGUGCCGUCCGCGCCGACCACCACCACCACCACCACGACCGCCACCAGAGCGACGUCUACGACGGCGGUGGUGGCGGACGACAACACCGGUGCGCUGCCACAGGCGCUGAGCAUCACGGCGGUGACCCGACCCCAGGCGCCGGUGAGCGCCGCGCAGCACUUCCUGCGCCACUCAAAUCGACAAGCACUACUGCCGACGGUGUCCCUCGGCCGCGACGACGCCGACGACGCCCCGCAGCGCCGACGCAGUCCUGCAGCAGCCUCUGCCGCGACGCCUCUGAUAGGUGUAGGGAGUGCGACGCAGGCGCGUAGGCCAGGAGGGGUAGCAGCGGGCCCCCUUUUCACUCCACAGACGCCAUCUGAGCCGCUGAACAACGCCGACAUUCGUGCCUCACCGCGGGGGAGCUUCGCCGGGACCCGCAGCGACGUUCAGGCGCUGCCACGGCACGCUCUGGGCGCACCUCACCAGAGCUCACCGUUGGUGCCCCCUCUGCAGCGUCAGACCACCGACCCCCUCACCUCUGUUUCCGCUUCGCACGGACCGGCUACCAACGCAGAAGUGCGCUACGGCGCGGCUUCUCGGCACACAUCCCAACCCAUGCACGACGGGCCGCCGCCCUCCUACGCCAGUGCGGGUACUUCUGCAGGUGCAUCGAAGGUCAGGCAGCACACAACAGGUGCCGGCCCCAGUAUUACCGCUGCUGCGGCUACGAUGGCUGCGUUAGGGGUGAGCAGCGACGCCGAAGACGGUGAUAUCGUCUCCUUUCUCCGUGAGAAUCCCCUUCUGCACUUUCUUCUACAGCGCAGCGCGACGACGAGCGGCGACGGGGGAGGCGGCCGGAGGGGCACCCACGUCGAGGCCGGCUGCGCCUCGUCUCUUCGUUGUCAUAAGCCGUCUUCUUCACGCGCCACGCACGCCGCCGACCGUACCCGCGCCGUGAACGUCCCCGGCUUCGGCGUGUUGCCUGGCUCGGCAGGACUGACGUCGCUGGCCCGAGUGUCCAACCGUGCUGUCGCGAGUUGGCUCCUGCAACUGCCAGUCGGUGCAGAUUACUACUGCGUGGACCAUCUGUACGAGCUGGCCUUGGCGGCCGCCGCCUGCGCAACCCACGGGACUUCCUCCGCGACGUCAGCGCCGUCGUCAUCACCGGCAUCACCGGCGGCGCGGUGUCGUGUGGUGACGCGGGAAGACGUGCUUCUACUGGGCCUUGUUCGCCAUGCCUACGGCGGCUUCCUGCUCUCGCAGCAGCGCUUCCUUGAGGCGGCGGUGCAGUUUGGCAAGGCCGUCGACGGCCCGACACCCGUCACGACGAUCCUCAUCGAGCUCGUCCGCGCGUUUCGCGCCAGCGAUUCCCUGGAGCCCCUGGUGGUGUUUCUGCAUCUGCGCCUGCGUGCGAUGGAGGCCUCCGCGCUCGGCGUCGGUGGGCACGGCAUGGAGGUGUCCGUGCUGACGACGUGGCUGCUGUCGGUGCAUCUGGAGCAGUGCAGUACGGCACGUGCGCAGCGGCUGCGCUACGAGGCAGGCGGUGACUCCGCAGGUGACCGAGAGAGCAACACUGGCGCACCCGCAGGUAUCAGGAAUGAAAGCAGCGGCGGCAGCAACGACAAGAAACGAAGAGAAGACAAACUUUUGUAUUUGAAUAGAGCGAGCGUGAAGGACCAGGAAGCUGGAAUGCCGCCAUCGCCUGACUUUACACGUGUGGCGUGGAUUCGUCGCCGCUACCACCUUGACCAUCCAGUCGCCUUGCUCGAGGACACAUUGCUGCGCUACAGCCGUUUUGUGGACGGGGCGGUGCUGUCCACCUCGGUGGCGCGCCUCGCCUCUUCCCACGAGGCCGUCCUUGUGUCGGAGCUGGAGGGGUCGCCGGAGAAGACCGUCAUGAGUUUGGUGCUACGUGAGCAAAAUUAUUUUGCUGGCCUGCUGCGGCUGGAGGCGUUGCUGGAGGACCCCAUCUCGCAAUCUGCGCAGACACGCCACCUGCUGCAGUCCCUCAUCAGUGCCAACGCUCUUCGUCACCGCUCCGGGAGUGGUAAUACAAGCGGAGGGGGCGACCUCACGGCCGCCGGAACGAUGCCGCUUACGACUGUGUUCUACGGGAAUAGUGGGCCCGCUUCUGAAAUAAGUGGGCGUGCGGGCGUCGCUUCGUCGUCCUCGCUGCCGCUGCCUGCUCCCCGUGAUGCAGCGGCCCUCCCUCGCACCUUGGCAUCUCUGUUUGAGCGCUUUUCCACCCUCUUCCUCUGCUGCUACCCGAGUCGCUUCGUGCAGGAAGGCCUACUGGUGCUCCUGCACGAGCGACAGGACGUGCCGCUGCCGCCGCGGCGCCUGCUGCCUGCGCUGCUGACGUACUCGUUGGCGAAUAACGAAAGCGUCUUCGAGGCAACGGGACACCCCAGUGUGGUGUUGCGGGCGCUGGCGCUGGCGCGACGUGCGCAGCAGCAACAGCAGCAGCGAGGACGACAGCUGGUUUCACACACGGCGCACGUGAAGGCAGGCAAUAGAAGAAGGACGAAAACAGAGCGGACAGCACCGAGUCGGGAGCCUGCUGGCACGCAUGAAGGGGGAGGGGCAUCACAGGAGAGGGAAGGGAGCGCCGCUGAUCCUGCGGAGGAGGAUACAAACGAGAAAGACGAGCACCAGAAACAAGGAAAGGGCGGGGGACGAGAAGAGACGAAGAGCAUCAGCCCAGUGGCAGCGGCGCCGCCUACGUCCACUUCCCAUGCCAGUUCUCUUGCAGCAAAGCACGGCGUCGAGCCGUCUCUCCCAGCAUCUUUCAGCUCCGCCACAACCGCUGCCACCUCUUCAUCAACGUCGUUGUCUCUCUCAUUCAGCAUCUCUCACGACGACACCCGCGCCUACGAAGCGGACGGCACAUUGCCGAGGGACCACGCAGCGCCCGUACCUGCGCCGCCGCCGCAACCACGACGGCCAAGUCAACCCCUGUCGCUGGUGCCGCUGCUGGACGAGAGUGGCGACAUCAAGGAGUACGACGAGAUUGUGUUCGAUGCCUCGACCAGCAAGGAAGAAGACGGCGGAGACGUGGAUACGAACAUCGUCCUGUCAGAUGUGCAUUCGCCGUCCACCUCCUCCACGUCGCACACCGGCCGCCGCGGUUCGUCUUCCGCGGUCGCUACAACAGCAUCGCUGCGCAGGCGCGGACGCAAGGCGGGGCUUUUCGUGGAUGGCGCUCUGCCGGAUGCGAGUGGAAGAGGCACCGACAACGGCAUCAACGCGGAAGAACGACGAGAGAAACUGAAGGACUCAUCACGUCCGUCCUCCGAUAAAGCGGAUGCGUCAGUGGGGUCUGUGAAGGCCUCCACCGCACCAUCUGCCUCGAGCCGUGAAGGCCACCGCGACAUCCGUAGCAGUGACGAUGAUAGCAGCAGCAGCAGCAACAGAAGCAGAAGUAGGAGCCAAAAUGUGGCCGCACAAAAUCUGUUGCACGGCAGUCACGACGCAGGUCCACCCACCGCUGUCACUGCAGCUAUCGCUGCUGCUCGCUCCCCGCUUUCGUCGAGCUCCUCAGUUUAUUAUUCGUCUUCGCGCUCUUCUUCUACUUCGAGCGAUGCGGUGGAUGGUGAGACGGCCACCACCUCUGCGUCCACCUCCGCGUCCUCUUCCAAGUCGACUGACCUCCGUGACGGGGCGGAAUCCCUCACGGAAGACGAUGAGGACAGCGACGCCGAUGCGGAUGCUUUCCCGCCGCUCAUGGCGUACAGCAGAGGAGGGGGUGGCGGUGAUGCCGGAGAUGACGAGCGCACCGGCGCGCGGGUGCGACGUACGCGGCAGAUGCGACUGCGCGAUGCCCUCACUCCUGCGCUGACCCCCACCAUCGUUGCCGCAGCGCAGGCAAACGAUCCAGACGAGGCAGCGGAGAAGGAGACGGGCACGAAACACGGCGACGCAAGCGGCGGCAGCAGCAGCAGCGAUCCCCUCCUCUCCGUUCCUCAGCACGCUGUUCUGUGCUACCUGGAAGACCUCGUUGUGCCCCACGGCGUACCGGCGAACCACCUCGACGGUGACGGCGCAGAUGUCGCCAUUUUUGUGGCGUACGUCAACACGCUGGCCCGUGACGGUGACGAGGCAGCACUGCAGAAGUUUACGGAGCAGACGGCGCUGCAACACCUAGCUCAGACAGACGCAUUGGGCUCGUCGUCAACGUCGUCGUCCACCGCCACCUCGUCCUACAGCCUCCUGCACGUGCUGCGUCUGUGCGCCACGCACCGCCGAUGGGUGGGCUGUGUGUGGAUGUACUACGCACUUGGCUUCCCCCGCGAGGCCGUGCAGCUGUCGCUGAAGUUUGUAGUGGGCGAAGAGGGGGUGCGGCUCGCGGUGCGGCUGCUGCAGCUUCUGUAUGACCGAGACCGCCGACACGAGCAGGCGGCGCGGCGACGCGAGGCGAAUACCGGCGCGCUGCAUUCCGCUACACUCGCGACGGCGGCAGCAGCAGCAGCGCCGCACUGCGGCGAGGCGGGCAAUGAGUACACGCAGCGGCAAGAGGUGCGGCGCACGCGGCGUGAGUUGUGGAUGCUCGUGGCGCACUACUUAAUUCAGGGCGGCGGCAACACGAAGCACGGCGCGCAAACGGCCCUGCAGCUGAGCCUGCGCAGUGGCGGCGAUGAUUUCAACGUGACGGACGUGCUGCCGGAGCUUCCAGACUCGCUGUUCAUGGCGGAGCUCAAGGAGGAGCUGCUCAGCUCUGUGCGGGAGUUGUCGCGCAAGAUGCGCGGGCUGCGCGCGAACACGGCCGCACUCGGUCGCGACUCCCGCGUCCUGCAACGCGAGUUGCUGGUGAUGUCGCACCAGCCGCUACCGAUGCAGUUGGAGGAGCGCUGUGUGCUGUGUGGGCAGCCGGCCUUGGCGCGUCCGUUUACGGUGUACCCUCGCUGCCGGCAUCUCAUGCAUACUUCAUGCUAUCAUCACGCACGGCAGGCCAUGUUGCUGCGGCAAUCGGAGCAGACAGAGGAGGCGCAGCGAGAGGACGCGCGAACGUCUUCGUCCUCGCCGCGCCCCGUGCUGCUCUCGACUGUGCUAGACGUCUCCGUGCACCGCGGUGUCGACGACCGUGAAGAGAGCGCACCCGACCACGUCGGAGACACCUGCACGGAGGAACCCCCGGCAGACACGAUGGAGUGUUUGCUGUGUGCGCGGCGUUAUCUGCGCACGAUGCUGGACGCCCCGCUGCACGUCGCACUUGUCGGCGACGAUGUGCGGCAACCAAACCGACGACUUCCGCUGCGUUGA
Messenger RNA from Leptomonas pyrrhocoris, 11110 nucleotides. RefSeq names its product putative vacuolar protein sorting 18. The coding region runs from base 212 to 11110 and encodes 3632 amino acids. Gene Ontology annotation, molecular function: protein-macromolecule adaptor activity. Gene Ontology annotation, biological process: organelle fusion; vacuole organization; endosome organization. The transcript has a single exon. NCBI's taxonomy places the organism in Eukaryota, Euglenozoa, Kinetoplastea, Trypanosomatida, Trypanosomatidae. Gene Ontology annotation, cellular component: endosome; HOPS complex. The record is from RefSeq and is a predicted model, not a curated record.